Cotesia congregata is the source of this 5115-nucleotide messenger RNA. The record is from the annotation of a GenBank genome assembly. Lineage: Eukaryota; Metazoa; Arthropoda; Insecta; Hymenoptera; Braconidae.
AUGGAGUCUAAAAUUUUAGAAGAAAAACAAAAUUUCACACCAAAGAAGAAAUAUCCGCACAAGUGGAACAAUUUCCAAGUUAUUUCUCCAAAAAUGGCGAUAUUGCGCGGUAAUUAUUCAAUUUUUGACAAGCGAUUCAAAUUUGUAAGCCGUGGACAGCAAGGAACUGCGUGUUGUGUCGUCGCCAUUGUUUUUAGCCGCCUAGUUAACCCCAAAAACUGGACCAUGGAUCAUGUGAACAAAGUGCUGGAAAAUGGUGACAAACUUUUCCGCCUGAGCCAAUGGCGUAACAAGGUGAAAGAUACCUUGAUGACGACACAGAUGGUGUACCCGGAGUUUUUUAUUGACGACUACAAGUGCAAUAUUCUUUGCGAGCCGAACAAAGUGUGUGGCAACUUAUUCACCGAGUCUGCCGGGUGUCCUCUGAUUGGAGAUGGGAUCAAAAAGUUUCUUCAAGAUCACGAAGCGGGAGUUCUGACCAGUUCUGGUGCAGCGGUCGCAAUAUGGCGGCACACUGUAGAGGGGAAGUUCUGGUACUUCAGUCCGACAUCUUGUGAUGAAACUGGCCGGCAAAAAGAAGCGUGCUUAAUAAUUUCAAAGGACAUUAAUGACCUCGUUGAAUUGUUUUUAACGAAUCUAAAUGACAACGACUCACGUUAUUCUGUGGAUAAAAUUACAGUAGUUAAGAUUAAUCUGAUAAAUCGUUCAUUGCCCGACGAUAGAGGUCUAUUAACGAUUAAUAAAAAUGUCCGUUCUACAAAUACAAAAGGGGAAAAGAAAUUUAAGGUAAAAAAAAAAGAUGUCGUUAAUAAAGAGCCAUUGGCAAUAACGAUAUCGAAUUACAAUAUCGAGACGACUUUUGCCCAAGAUCCGUUGAUUGAUCAGAAUAACUUUGAUACGGGCUAUGAUUACUAUGACAUUGAGGUUAAUGUUCCGUCUACAUUUCGUGAGUUAUCGCAAGAUCGAGCCAUUCUGCACGGAUGGACACAUGAAUCUGCGGAUGUAUACAAAGGAAAAGGUGCGCAAAAUGUCGCCAAUUGUAUUUCUGCUUUAGCGAUCAAGAAGAUAAGUCCGGUAAGAACAUGGCUACGUCCUAAGCUCGACGAAAUUCUAUCACUAGGUGACGCCCUGUACUUGGAGGUUAAGAGUUUGAAUUCUGCGAAGCGUACAAUUGACUUUAACGAUCGAAAGAUCCAAAUCGAUGGAAAAAGCCAUUUUGUCGAUGUGGAUUUGAUUACUGUCACCGGUACUCUGGCGUCCAAGGUUCCUGAUGUCUUAAAUUUGAAGCAAGCGUUGCUGGAGUUCUUCCUGGUAAACACAGAUGGCGUUGUGCAGUGUUCCUCAAUGGCCAUAGCAGUUUGGACGCAAAAUGGCUGCUAUUAUUCCUUUGAUCCUCGGCAGUGUGAUGCAAAUGGCGACCGAGUUAGAGAAGAGCCCAAGCGUAAGCAGAAGAAAGAUACGGAGGUUAAAAAAAAAAGUGGCAAAUGCUGUGUUAUAAGAUUCCCUACAGUUGAAUCAUUAGCUUAUAAUUUUAUCGACAAAGUAGAAAAUAAAAAUGAUCGGUUUAUCAUAAACAGCGUAAGUGUUGCUGAUGAUGUUCCUGGGACGAGAAAAUGGAGGGAGUUUGAGCCUGGGGAAGCUGGAAAGACUUGGGUUCUACAGGGAACUAUUUCUAAUGCAGACGAGGAUUUUGAAAGCGCUGGUAUGCAAGGAAUCGCGAUUCCAGUAGUAGCUUUGGUUACUGCUCAAGAGGUGGCGCCUCAGGACUGGACUAAGGCAGUUGUUGAUCAGGUGGUGAGAGAUGGCGACGCGUUUUUCAAGUGGUGUGUUCCUCAAGAAGAAGAGGAAGAACAAGAAAUUACUUUGAGAAACUUGAAACGCAAGGUCUAUGUCAACAGUAGGAGAGUCAAGUUUGAUAUUGGUGAAGCAGUGGUAGUUGGUAAUUCUGAAUUUUCUGCCUUAGCAGAGGGAAUCACCAAGUUCUUCACUGAGCACCAGUACGGUAUAGUAGAAUUCGGGGAUCUAGUGGUCGCAAUAUGGAAGCACGAUCAAGUUCUUCCGAAGACAAAGGGCAAGGAAGCUGGAACGGAAACGACUUACUAUUGUUUUGAUGCAAAUCCUCGUGGACCACUUGGAGAAAAGAAUUCUGAGGAAGAAGAAGCUGCUUGUGUGAUUCGUGCAGUUGACCCUGAAGAAAUAGCUCGGAGAAUUCAUGCAAAUGCAGAAGGCUCUGGAGAGUUUUUCAUCCACUCAUUCCAAGUUGGGGAGAUAAGUGAGACUAUGACUCCCGAAGAAAUAGAAGCAGACAAGCAGAAGCCUACGAAGCCUUCUUUGGGUGAUUUCGUGGAACUUGACGAAGACAGUGCUUGUUUAUACGGAUCUGUUGACCUGGAUGACAAAUCCCAAGCUGCUGUUGCUUUGGUGACAUUAGGAAUGACCAAGCUGUACAGUCCUUUCUUAUGGACCAGGGAAGUCGUUGAUGAUAUUGUCAAGUUAGGAGUCAAGGUUGCAGAGAAAAACGUUGAAAACUUGCCAGAGGAGGAAAGAGUUUACCUCCUACCCAGUGAAAUUGAAGAAUUUGAUAUUGGUGUCAAUAGAAUUAGUGUCGAAGCGGAAGAAAACGCUACUGGGACCUUGGAGAACUUGGUUACCAUGCUCCAGGGGUUCUUAGCCAGAAACACUGCGGGGAUUCUUCGGCAAGAUGGAGUUAUGGUGCCGAUUUGGAAAGAGGGUGACGUUUUCUUCACGUUCAACCCACGUUUGGAUCAAGAAACUAAAGAAAAUCCCACAGUCUUCUGGUUCACUAACAUCGCAGCCCUGGUAGCAAACAUUCAGCCGAUGUUUGACCAAGCUGGGAAUAUUGUUCUGGAUUCUGUGAAUCUAGAAAGCGAGUAUGAAACACGGGUCGCUGAAAAUGAACGUCCUAAGCCGGCGACGUCUGAUGAGGAGCUUUGGUACAACUUCCCCAAGGUUUCUCAAGGUGUUUGGCAGCUUUUAGGGAGUGUGUCUCUAAACGACGAAAAGUUUCUUCCAGGAAACCACGGAAACCAAACAGCAGCUCUGGCUGCAAUGGCAGUGAUAUUUUCGAAAGUCUACGAGCCAAAGCAAUGGAACAAAGAAAUCAUCGACGAAGUGGUAGUGACUGCUGAUAAGCUUCACACCAAAACAGUAGAGUGUCUUGGUAAUGUUGUCAACCCUAGAGUAAAUCAAGUGAUUCCCGAAUUCUUCUUGUCCAACCGACGACUAGAUUUGACGAUACGCGACUGUGUUGAAUCUGGAAAAGUCUCUUCCAACUUGUUGACUUUGAAGGAAGGCUUGGAAAGGUUCUUCCAAAACUUCAGUUCCGGAGCUUUAACGCUUGGAGACGUCAACGUCGGAAUCUGGAAGUCUAAAGAUUUCUUCGCUGUUCUACCAAGUUCGAAGUUCCCAGGUGACUCUGGCGAUCAAGUGAAGGUCUUGAGAUUCAAGACAACCGAACAGUUGGCUGCUUACUUCUCUAGAUUGGUUGACGCAGAGGAAGACUACGAAAUCCACGCGAUAGAUGUGGUUGAUUGGAACAAAUUUCCGCCUUGGAAACAUGACCCUAGUUCAGUGGUACGUCCUUCUAAUCUUCCAGCUCUGAAUGCAUACCGGGAACUCCCUCCAGCGAGAGCUAUUCUUCAAGCAGGAAUCGACCAAUCUUCCGAUAUCUUUCCUCCAUCACUUCGGAACCGCCAAACUGCUUCCAAUUGCGUGGUAGCGCUUGCAAUGGCCGUUGUAAAGAACUCCCUGACCUGGACCAAGAAGACUCUCGAUGAAAUCUUGGUUAUAGGAAACAAGCUCCAUCGAGAAUCACUGAAGGCAACCAAGGACAAAGUGAAGCCUGGAGACGUUGUCAGAGUGUUUCACAUUGGUGUCAACGCUUUGACGGCUGAUGUAGAAGUUGCAGUUGCAGGAUUGGUGGCGGUCAAACCUCCUGAGCCUGAAGUAAAAGGGAAAAAGACCAAGAAGCCGAAGUCUGCUAGAGGAAAGAAGAAAACCCGAGAGUUGCCACCUCAAGCAGUGCCUCCGUUGCUACAAGAAGGGGUCCAACAGUUUUGGGAAGAAAACAGUGCAGGAAUCCUCGUUAUAGGCAGCUACAUGGUUUCCAUGUGGAUGGAACAUGGUGUCUACUUUCUCUGGGACCCUAGACCCAGAAGCAAACAGGGCUUGAAGAUUUCUGGGCCUUCCGAAGAAGGGUUUGCUUGCGUGAUGUGGUUUGCGUGCUUGGAACCUUUCUACGAUGUUAUUCUGGAGAAUAUUGAUGAAGAAGACAAGUUUGGAAGCUUUGAAAUCUUUCGAGUGAUUGUCAAUACGUUGAUUGUUGAAAGUCUUCCCGGUCCGGUGGGAUUCCAAGCGUUCGUAGAGGAAGGAACAAAGCAGACUGUUGAUGUUAAAGUUGCCAGUGAAUUUUUCUUUGUAGAUAAAGAUCUGAGUGUCUUGAAAGGAAGCAUUCAUAUGAACAGUUCUGCGUUUGACUUGAAAUACAGAGGGCGCCAGAGUACUGCGAUUGCUGCAGUUGCAAACGCAGUGGCAGUUCUUCAUGUUCCGAGCACUUGGACGUCAGAACUUGUUGAUGCGAUUGUCAGGUAUGGUGAUGUUCUGCACCGAGAUUCUACAAGGAUCAGAAAUGCUGAAUGUGAAAAGAGGAAUCUUUUGGCUAAAGAAUUGUUAGAUAGCUUCGUUAUAGGAGAUUUUAGAGUAAGCAUCAGUGUUAGCAGCAACGAGACGGCGGGAAUUCUAGUGGUGCAUGACUUGGCUCAAGCACUUGGAGUUUUCUUCAGAAACCACUGCGCUGGUAUCCUUCAUACCAGCAAUUUAGCAGUUGCAGUUAUGCAGCAUUAUGGUAAAUUCUACAUGUUCGAUCCAAGUGAGUGUGACAAAUUCGGCAGGUCUUAUUAUCUUGAUGACGUGGAUGAUAAUGAUAAUGGCGAAAGGAAGGACCAAGUUGGGGGAGGUGGCGCUUGUGUAGCCAAGUGUGAGAGUAUAAUGAGGUUGGCGAGCAUUUUCGUUGCAAAAGAAAUAUUUUUGGCUUGUAAAAUUAUAACAAAAUUCUACACUAUGGAUUCUUUUAAAGAAGAAAAAGAAAUAAAAUGA